Messenger RNA from Ruditapes philippinarum (Manila clam), 572 nucleotides. RefSeq lists its product as uncharacterized. Gene Ontology annotation, biological process: cell-matrix adhesion. Gene Ontology annotation, molecular function: calcium ion binding. The transcript has 5 exons. Gene Ontology annotation, cellular component: extracellular region; lysosome. The record is from RefSeq and is a predicted model, not a curated record. Bases 147 to 509 code for a protein of 120 amino acids. Lineage: Eukaryota; Metazoa; Mollusca; Bivalvia; Venerida; Veneridae.
UUUUGAUUGUGCUUUUCACACAGGAGAGUUUUGAAGUUGAUAGCGAUUAUGACCGGAAGUUUCACACCGUAAAUGGAACAAAAAUAACAGAAACUGUAUCCGGGGAAGUAUUGGAGGUGUACCAAGUCAUACGUGACUUUAACCAUAUGAAAAAGUACUACUUUAAUGAUACCCAUUGUGAUGUUGAGCACAUUGUUGACGAACAGAUGCCGGACGGAUGCGUGCCGAAAACCCUGACUCUUAUCGGAACAUACACAAUGGGCUCUGGAAGCCAAUCAAUGCAGAUAAAUGGUUGGUCAGGAAAAGUUCUGAACGAAACAUGGACAUAUGCUACCACUGUAAAUGAUUGUACGACAGUUUCUUACACAAUACUCGGUACUCAACCAGAUGGUACAAAGAUUUCAGAGACUGCUCAAUUUGCUGACAUUGUCCAGCAAAGAAAUAGUUAUGAUGGUGUUUUUGACGUCCCUGACCAUUGCAAGCAUGGGACAAGUGUGGUUGGAAAGUAAUGCUGUCAUGACAUUUGAUGUUUAAACAUGUAUUCGUAAGCCAUUAAAUUUAAAAAAGAAAAA